Molecule: messenger RNA, 1716 nt
Organism: Colletotrichum spaethianum
Lineage: Eukaryota; Fungi; Ascomycota; Sordariomycetes; Glomerellales; Glomerellaceae
Product: putative secreted lipase
Exons: 1
Coding region: 1-1716 (571 amino acids)
Source: RefSeq, a predicted model, not a curated record
AUGUGGCAGGGAUCACACUUAGCCCUUUUGCUCGCUGCAGCGACUAUUUUCACUCCUAAUGUCCAGGCCGUCAACAGCCUUGUGGACUUGGGAUACGCUCAAUUCCAAGGGGCUGUGACUGAUGCCAAGCUGGGAGUGACAACUUGGAAGGGCAUCCAGUAUGCCGCUCCUCCCAUUGGAGAUCUCCGAUUUGCCGCACCAGUCGAUCCCGUUCAAACCGGCUUGGUCAACGCUACUGUCCACGGUCCCAUCUGCCCUCCUCAGCAGCCAAACGACUGGACUGUGUCUAGCAUUAACUCCCGCUUCACUGUCGACGAAGACUGCCUCUAUCUGAGUGUCACAGCUCCAUCCAAUGCCAAGACCGAUUCCAAGCUUCCCGUUGCCUUCUUUCUCCAGGGUGGAGGAUUCGGCUCCAAUUCCAAUGCCAACUGGGAUGCCAGCGAAAUCGCAUCGGAUGGCAACGUCAUUGUGGUGCAGAUGAACUACCGUGUCGGCAUGUACGGCUUCUUGCAGAGCGAUGAGGUUCGCGCGGGCGGUAGCCUCAAUGCUGGUAUUAAGGAUAUGAUCAAGGCUCUUGAUUGGGUUCAAGAAAACAUUGCGAAAUUCGGCGGAAACCCUGAGCAGGUUGUCCUUGACGGUGUAAGCGCUGGCGGUUCGGCUGUCGGUCUCUUGAUGGCUGCCGACACCGGUGGAAAACAACUCUUUGCUGGUGGAAUUGCCGAGUCUGGCGGCUGGGUGACCAUGCGAACUAUGGAGCAGGGCCAGGGCCAAUACGACUGCCUUGUCAAAGAAAAGGGCUGCUCCGACUCCCCCGACUCGCUGUCCUGCCUGCGUGCUCUAAACCAGUCCGCAGUCCGUUCUUCAAGCUGCUGGUUCAAUCCCGGUAUUGACGGAGAACUCUUUACCGACAGCAUGGUGAACCUAUUCAAGCAGGGCAAAUACACCAAGGUCCCUACCAUAUGGGGCUCUUGCGCCCAGGAAGGCACCAUGUACUCUGCUCCGCAGUCCACCAACUCUACCGAGGAGGCAAACACUUGGCUGCACGGCCAAGAUCCCUCUCUGUCUAACGCCUCCCUCACCAUUCUUGAUGAGCUGUAUAUCGACGUGUCUCAAUCGGUAUUUCCCGACUCCGGAGUCAAAUGGCGCCAGACGGCUAACGCCAUCGGUGACAUUGGCAACCAUUGCAUCAUUCGCAACAUCCAGAACUACCUUGCCCGCGAUAAGGUGCCUACAUACAACUAUAUGUACGCUGUACGAGAUCCUAAGUCUGAGGCUGAGGGUUUCGGUGCUUACCAUACCGUGAACACGUACGCAUUCUGGGGUCCCAACCGCACCGAUGGCUCAGCUCCCACAUCGUACUUCGACAUUAACAAACCAAUCAUCUCUCAGUUCCGCAAGUACUGGGUUUCUUUCAUCCGCAACCUGGACCCCAACACCGAUCGUGAGAGGGGUGCCUCCGAGUGGAAUCUCUUUACAGGCCUUCAGGGCCGCGAGAGACUGUUUGUGCAGACUAACAACACCCAUAUGGAGAGGAUGAGCACUUCCCAGGCCCUGCGCUGCGAUGUUGUGAGACCCAUGUCGGAGAACUUAGGGAAGCCGGCUGAUGAGGGCAUUGUUACCGAGUUGGAUGCGGCUUUAGCGGCUGGCAUCAAUAGCACGACGGAAGACACCAAGUUCAAGAAGAGACGCGUUAGACAGUUCUCUCGGUAUCACUAA